AGGUGAGUUUUAUUGUGAACUCGAUCAUCACAUCACAUGAGAGAACAAAGAAAAGGAGACGACACAAAAGAGAACGAAACGACCACAAUUUUCCAAACCAACACCGAAUCGUUUCUUCUUCGAUCUUCAUUUCUAGUCUCGCCGGCGCCGCCGCCGGUGAUUGCCGUGUACUUGCUGUGAUUAGCAGAAGUUUGAGGCUCUUGCGGUGGAAAGUUCGAGUUUCGAGUGCCGGGGUUUGAUUGCCAUUGAUGAAUUGCUUAUUGAAGCAAAAUGGGAAUUCAAAUUAUGCAGACAUGUUGAAGGCAUCAGAAUAUCUUUAAAUGGAGAACUUUCGAUGCUAUAUUACAAUGACGUUCUGAGAAAGUAGACGAGAAAAUCAAGAAAGCAGUUGAGAGAAAUGGAGUGCAAUAAGGAUGAGGCCACCAGAGCUAAAGAAAUUGCUGAGAGGAAGUUUAUUGCAAAGGACACUUUGGGUGCAAAAAAGUUUGCUUUGAAAGCUCAAAAUUUAUUUCCUGCCCUUGAGGGUAUUCCUCAGCUGAUAGCAACACUUGAUGUAUAUAUUUCUGCCGAGAACAAAAUAAAUGGAGAAACAGAUUGGUAUGGUAUACUUGGUGCAAACCCCUAUGCCGAUGAUGAUACAGUCAGGAAACACUACAGGAAGCUAGCUCUCAUGCUUCACCCUGACAAGAACAAAUCUGUUGGGGCUGAUGGGGCAUUUAAACUUAUAUCCGAGGCAUGGAGUUUACUUUCAGAUAAGUCUAGACGGGCAGCUUAUGAUGAUAAGAGAAAGGGAAAAGCACGGAAAGAUUCAACUAUGUUCGGUGGUUCAUCAGCAAAAAAAGGGGCUAAUGGAAGUUUCAAUUUUACUAAGACUACCUCUUCAAGUGCAAAGACUCAGAAGAAUACUGCUAAAGAAAACACUUCAUCUUCUACCCAUAAGUCAAAACCAACAUUUUGGACUACUUGCAAUCGUUGCAAAAUGCAGUAUGAGUAUCUUAAAGUUUAUCUUAACCUUAAACUCUUGUGUCCCAACUGCAAUGAGGCAUUUUUGGCUAAAGAAACGGAGCCACCUCCUGCAAGUGGUAUUAGACCUGGAGCAUCAUGGAGUUUUUCAAAAAACCAGCAAAAGUUCAAUGGCCAAGCACCUAAUAAAAGCAAAUCUAGUGCUGGAAAUAGCAAUACCAGUUUCCAGUGGACUCCGUUUUCAAAAACUUCUGGUGUUUCUAAUGCGGCUCAAGCUGCAAAUGUGGUUCAGCAGGCAUAUCACAAGGUGAAGCGAGAUCGUGAGGAGGCACAAGCAGCUACCAAAAGGGAAGAGGCCUUAAAAAGGAAGCAAAAUGUUUCUAGAAAAGGUUACUUUAAUCCAGCCAAGAGAAGAAAGGGGGGCAUGGAGGAACCAGUUAAUCAAAUGGGUAGAAAAGGUAGUUUUGGAUAUAAUGGGGAUGUCUCCCUGAUUGAACUUCAGAAUCUGCUGAUGGAGAAAGCUAGAAAAGAAAUUAGCAAGAAACUCAAGGAAACUCAGUCAAAUACUGUUAAUAAAUCGGUGGUGAAAGAGAGUGGAAAUUGCUUCCAGAAAGCUAAUGAGAACAGAGAAAAAUCUGUAAGAAAUUUUGAGACGUGUGCUCAAAAUAACAUUGGAAAGUCAGAAGAUAGACAGAGUGGAUUGCUAGUAGAAAUCAGUACAAACUUUUUGGAUGCAAUGCUAGUAGAUGUUCCAGAUCCUGAUUUCCAUGAUUUUUACAAGGAUCGAACUGAAAGAUCUUUUGGUGAAAAUCAAAAUCAAAUAUGGGCUGCUUAUGAUCAUGAUGAUGGGAUGCCUCGAUGUUAUGCAAUGGUCCACAACGUGAUCUCUUUGAAUCCAUUCAAGAUACAGAUCAGUCUGCUCAAUCCAAAUACCAACAGUGAACUGGGCUCUCUAAAUUGGGUUGCUUCAGGCUUUUCAAAAACUUGUGGGGAUUUCAGAAUAGGUAGACAUGAAAUCUGUAACUCGAUACAUUUUUUUUCUCACAAGGUUAGGUGGAGAGAAGGUAAUGACGGAGCCAUUCGUAUAUAUCCCAGAAAAGGGGAUAUUUGGGCCAUCUAUAGGAACUGGUCUCCUGACUGGAAUGAGCUAACAGCAGAUGAGGUUAUGCACAAGUUCGAUGUUGUUGAAGUACUUGAGGAUUUUAGCGAAGAACAUGGUGUUACUAUUAUUCCUCUGGUCAAGGUGGCUGGGUUCAAGACAGUAUUUCACCACCACAUAGAUCCAAGAGAAAUCAGAGUUAUUCCAAGGGAAGAGAUGCUUCGGUUCUCUCAUCAGGUACCUUCAUGCUUGCUUACUGGUCUAGAAGCUCAGAAUGCUCCAAAGGGUUGCAGAGUGCUGGACCCAGCUGCUACUCCGUUUGAACUUCAUCAGGUAAUAGAAGUUGUGGAGGAGGAAUACAUGGUGGACAAUGGGGAUGGUGUUAUGAAAGAAACAUGUGAUAAAAACAAAGAAGCCAGUUGUGAGCAAUUGAUCAGUGAUGUGGGAAAACAUGGGGAAGGAAAGGAGGGAAAGAGUAAAGAUAUCCAGGAAAUAGAAAUAUUGAAAGAGCAAGGAGGGUGUUUAGCAUGUUAAUGGAAAUCAAACUUUAGGACAUUCUGGCUCGUUUGGGAAAUGGAAAAUGCUAGAUAGCCAGAAUUAAUUAGACAAAGUAUCAGUUGACGUUGUAUUAAUUCUUGGAUGGUUGAGAAAAUUCCUAUUGCUUUACCUUAUCCAACAAUAACCAUUGAAGAUGGGUAAAUUUUGUUAAUUAUUUUCUAGAUUUGUAGUGUUUACUGUUGAAAAAUUUGCGGGAAUAUAUUAUUCAUGUUCUAACA
Lotus japonicus is the source of this 2838-nucleotide messenger RNA. RefSeq lists its product as uncharacterized. The transcript has 3 exons. The coding region runs from base 398 to 2596 and encodes 732 amino acids. NCBI's taxonomy places the organism in Eukaryota, Viridiplantae, Streptophyta, Magnoliopsida, Fabales, Fabaceae. The record is from RefSeq and is a predicted model, not a curated record.